AUGUCAGCCAGAGCAGAGAAGAUCGGGUCUCUGUUGUUUUGUCCUCACUGUGGGACUUUGCUGGAUUUCCCAAAAGACAGCGAGCCUAAUGUGACCUGUGUUGAGUGUAGUCAUCAAGAACCUGCAAGCUCGUACGAGGAUAUCGAAGUUACUACAAGGUCGCAUCCAGACGCUUUCCCCUCCCCAUUGAGACAAAAACGGAAGACUCAGACGAAAGCUCACGAAUCGGGCGACAAGGGAGCUUUGGUUGACGAAAAAUGUCCCACAUGUGGAAAUCUGAAAGCAUACUUCAAAGAGUUACAGUUGCGUAGUGCUGACGAAGGUGCAACAAUCUUCUACACAUGCACUGCAUGCCAACAUGGUUGGCGUGUCAACAACUGA
Molecule: messenger RNA, 381 nt
Organism: Marasmius oreades (fairy-ring Marasmius)
Lineage: Eukaryota; Fungi; Basidiomycota; Agaricomycetes; Agaricales; Marasmiaceae
Exons: 6
Coding region: 1-381 (126 amino acids)
Biological process (GO): termination of RNA polymerase I transcription; DNA-templated transcription
Cellular component (GO): RNA polymerase I complex
Molecular function (GO): DNA-directed RNA polymerase activity; nucleic acid binding; zinc ion binding
Source: RefSeq, a predicted model, not a curated record